CCUCUGUGAAUUUGGGCGGUAUUCUCGGCGGAAGAAUUCCUUUGUAGCUCAUAGAGUUACCUUUCAUCCCUUCUCUCGUCACAAUUGUUUGAGGUCCAAGUCCUUUCAGUGUCGAUAACUUCGAGAGAGUUGCUCCGUUAUGGAGAGUAAAAAGUUUGAGAAAUAUUUUCGAAUUGCACAUGUGGGAGGUGAGGGUGUGCUCCACAGCUGCUUGAAGUUGUACGCGUUUGAGCUGAGCAGCAGUCCUCAGUCAGACGACCUAGCUUUUCAUAACUUUUUUGCGGCUCCUCACAGCUGGCAACCAUGGCUGAAGAUGUCCUCUCAACUUGCUGCGAACAAGGAUAAAUUCUCUACUUCCAUGAUUCCAUUGUGAUGGCCAACAACAAUCCCGAAGUGGCAUUGCACGCACCCACCUCAUUCAGCCCAUGGACCCUUCGCUGAUGCCUGGCUUCAUGCGAAUUGUUCCGUGAGGAACGGAGCAGGAUGGUCCGCCCCACAUCGAUUGGAUAUUGACGACUGGGCAAGUAUACAACGUUAUAUUCCCCGUCGAAACAUUUCUCUUCGGAGACAUCUGAUAAAAUUGGAAUGAUACAGAGAAGAAUAACAUGGCCCCUGCGCAAUGACUACACGCACAAAUCGAGAUAUGGUCCAGAUUUUGUUCCACUUUCUUAUCUGGUUUGCGAGAUUAACCGCCUUGGUGAUUUUCCUUGUUCGAAACCGGCUGCUCAUAAGUAUUGGGGUCGGUCAGUUUCAACCAGCAAAAAAUUCCUAAAAUAGGUCAACAUCGAGAAAGCAUUUCCUUCAGCCCUAAUGUCGGUUUCUUAUCACGGUCUUCAUUAUUUUCACGUUUAGCUAACCAUUCUACAGUAUAGGGAUGCGUUUCCACUGAUUCUUUAGUCAACUUUAAAGAGUAUUUGCAGCAUCAAAUCUGCAAGAUAGACACCCUGGCUGCAGAAUACAAGAAGCAAAGAUGGGGAUUCUGAGGAUUAUAACAGAAGGCCCCUUCAUGGGUACCUUUGCUGUAAUCAAUAGGCCCUGUUUAUAACUGAUCGCACGGUCAGAUGACAGUGGGUCUGACAGACGAGGGUGGCCCAGGGUUUUAGGGUUUGGAGAUCCUCUGAAGUACGAGCUCUGUACCCAAGGCCUAGUUUCUGUGGAAGUUUGUGUUACUUUUGUGUUGCGGAAGCUCCUCACACAAGCUUCACCAUCAUGGUGCACGUCGCGUCGUUUCGUAACUAUGGGAAGACCUUCAAGAAGCCACGCAGGCCAUUUGAAAAAGAACGUCUAGACGCUGAGCUGAAGCUCGUAGGAGAAUACGGUCUCCGCAACAAGCGUGAGCUGUGGAGGGUCCAGUACGUGUUGAGCCGUAUCCGCAAUAAUGCGCGUAUGCUGCUUACUCUUGAUGAGAAAAACACCCGCCGCAUUUUCGAAGGAGAGGCUCUCCUGCGACGCAUGAAUCGAUAUGGACUUCUCGAUGAGAGCCAGUGCAAGCUCGAUUACGUUCUUGCUCUCACUGUUGAAAAUUUCUUGGAGCGACGCCUGCAGACUCUUGUUUUCAAAUCUGGCAUGGCCAAGUCCAUCCACCACGCCCGGGUGUUGAUCAAGCAGAGGCACAUUAGAGUUGGAAAGCAAAUUGUUGAUGUUCCAUCAUUUAUGGUCCGACUUGAGAGCCAAAAACAUGUAGACUUUGCUCUGUCUAGUCCUCUUGGUGGUGGCAGACCUGGAAGAGUGAAACGAAAGUACAUGAAGGCUGCAUCCAAGAAAGCCUCAGGUGGUGAUGACGAGGACGAGGAGGACGAUGAGUAGAUACAAGGACACUUCACGCUUACCCGGGGACUCAGUUCUGUUGUGAAGGCAUAUUUUCAGAGGUUUUAAGAAGUAAAAGUAGUGUUCGCAACGUGUAUAUAACUCUCUGCAACUGACCUGAUAGUAAAAUUUGAUUUUUCGAUUCUGUACAUCCUCCGUGUUCAGCAGAUCCUCAGUAAUAGCUUGGGUUCGAGUGUCAAACAUAUCUUUUUAAGUUGGUUUCGAACCCUGUCACGGACCUGAACUGUGAUUUCUGCUGCUCAACCUUGUCUUGGCGACCUCUGGUGGCUAAUGUUCUUGUUAUUUGAUUCGUUAUGUUUGCCUGGUU
Molecule: messenger RNA, 2134 nt
Organism: Physcomitrium patens
Lineage: Eukaryota; Viridiplantae; Streptophyta; Bryopsida; Funariales; Funariaceae
Product: small ribosomal subunit protein uS4z
Biological process (GO): translation; ribosomal small subunit biogenesis
Cellular component (GO): cytosolic small ribosomal subunit
Molecular function (GO): structural constituent of ribosome; rRNA binding
Source: RefSeq, a predicted model, not a curated record